Messenger RNA from Ictalurus punctatus (channel catfish), 2762 nucleotides. It is a transcript of the gene ensab, whose product is annotated as endosulfine alpha b. Bases 156 to 506 code for a protein of 116 amino acids. Gene Ontology annotation, cellular component: cytoplasm. The transcript is spliced from 3 exons. Gene Ontology annotation, molecular function: protein phosphatase inhibitor activity. Lineage: Eukaryota; Metazoa; Chordata; Actinopteri; Siluriformes; Ictaluridae. The record is from RefSeq and is a predicted model, not a curated record.
AUGUAGUUUUCUGAGACGUUUGCUUGGGUGCUCUGGCGAAAGGCUGCUCGGUUACCCGCAGUCAGUACAGCGUGGGCGGGCGAAUCUUUCUGGACACGCUACAGUUUUCCCUUGCAAGCAUCCUGAUUCCCGUUUUCUUUAGAAGUUGGCCAGCAAUGUCAGAUAACCAGGAUACCGAGACGUUAUCGGGAGAGUGCGGUGAGACACAGGAAUCUCAGGACCCUAAUUCAAAUCCUGUGAGAACAGAGGAGGCCAAACUAAAAGCAAAGUAUCCUAAUUUGGGCCAGAAGCCAGGAGGAUCAGACUUUUUGAUGAAAAGACUUCAGAAAGGACAAAAGUACUUUGAUUCAGGUGAUUACAACAUGGCCAAGGCAAAGAUGAAGAAUAAGCAACUACCAGCAGCAACUGGUCCAGAAAAGAGUAUCGUGACCGGUGAUCACAUUCCAACUCCGCAGGACUUGCCACAAAGAAAGUCCUCCUUAGUCACAAGCAAACUGGUUGGCUAAUCACUACCUCAGAUCCUGAGCGACCCCUUCCCAAAUUUUCUCUCCUCAACUUCAGAGCUCCAUUGGGGUUGUGCACUAUUUGCUUCAUAUAUUGGGUUACAAGUUGUUGUUUUUUUUAAACUCUAUCCCCUCUCAACAGCUCUAGCCUGAUCCACCACACUGUCUCACAAACAUCUGGCUCAGGAGCAGUCGGUUUAGUGAAGGGCCAGUUAAGGUGACGGGCAAUUUUAAUGCACUUUAUGAUCUAUACACCUUCUACAGGAAUGAGAUCAAACUCUUUGUUUGAAAUUAUGGAGGCCACAGACAGUUUGAUCCCUCAUCAAAUACUAAUCAUAUUUACAGGUUCAUAGAGAUGAUAAUCUUUGUUCUUUGGCAUUAGCAGCAUAAGAUUGUUUUCUAAAGCAUAUAGACAUAUUACUUCGCUACUUUGGUGCAAAAUGCAUGUUAAUCACACUUGUAAUUUCUCAUCUCAGUCUGAUCAAAUGUUUGCUUUUUUAAUUCGAUUGACUAAACUCGGUACUCAUCAGUAGGCUUGCGUUAGAAUGUGAAUAGACCAAAAUGUUGUAUUCAUGUGCCGCGAUAAUCAAAAGUGCUUCAACUAAGGACCUGACUCAGCACAGAACAUUGUGUUCAGGACACCUGAUUUGACAUGGUUUAGUAAAACCAUGCAGCCUUGUACUGAGUAAUUAUACGGAAUAGCUCAGGCUCAUAAUUGUUAAGGUAAUAAAUGUAAGUGAACAUAGAUUCCUUUUCUUCACCUGUAUGAUACACAUCAGGAGUUACCAAGGUACAAUCAUUCAGUCUGUUAUGUUACUGUUUGUGAAGCAGGGACAUUAAGAGGAUAGACAGGCAGAUGGAAAAGCACAUUACAUGUGAUAAUAUACAUUUUAAUAAUUUGAUUAAAUAAGUGUGUUCAGGUAAUAAUUAUUUAUCAUAAAGUUCAUUUUCCUGGUGUUGACAUGUCUGCCUUCCUAAUCAAGGAUGGCUAGCUUUUGAUCUAUAGGAUAAUUCUGUUUAGGCCUUGAUGAUAUUAAUCUUAGUUUGUAAUGACGUCUGUACUAAAUACACCUGAUUCAGAAAGCUACAAUGUUAAGACUCCCUUAACACUAGAAGUUCAGAUCCCAUUUAAAUUAAUUCACAUGUACAAACCAUGGACAGAGGUGAUGCAAGUCUGUCAGUAACCUAGGAGAUAAUCAGACUUGGCUGAAAACUAUUCAGGGACUUUAACUGCAUAAUCAUAUUCAUAACUGCAUAUUGAGCGGAACACUUUAAAAAUGUCAUGCAUCCCGCACUCAUACGAGUGACCGUGACUGUGUUUGAUGCAAGAGUUAUGAUGAUAAUAUGGUGAUUUGAGAAAAUUUGCAGGCAAAAUUGAAAAGUAUGCAUUUUGAGCAUGAUUACGUUUGAAUGUUGUUCGGGUGUUUGUUGUGAAUAAUGUAUUAUGUACAGUGUUGUACCAUAACCUCUUUUAGCUGAUCUCAAAUUGUAAAUAGAAAGCACAUUUAUUUUAAUAUUUGUAUUUGCUUUCAUUUCCCCAUAUCUUCAUUUUUCUUAUCUCCACUCUACAGGUUUUCUUUUAACAUAACCAUCAAGUUGUUUGUUAAACAUCUUCCUUUGCAACAUUUUCUUCUCAUACAUACAUACAUAAGUGUAUAUUUUUUCUCAUUACAAAACUGUUAAGAAUUCAGUUCAUUAGAAAACACACUGGGUUACUGUUAAGGCAUAUGCAGUUGUAUAAAGGUGUAGAUGAGGAAACCUUCCCAAGUUGUGUAUAUUUGUAUAAUAAUGACACAAGUAUCUUUAUUCUAAUAUUUUGUCAGGUAUUUAGUUGGAAUUAUAUAAGAGAUAGCCAGGAAAGACUCUUUAGAAAAUACUGCUUUAGAAACAAGAAGGUCUAUGGGGCUGGUUAUUGUGAUCCAUGCAAAUAUUUCAUUUUGCAUUGAAAGGUCAACUCACCACAGCUUUAAUAUGAACUACCCCAUACACUGCUUGAUCAUUUUGGAGUUCCAAAACCUAAUGUUUACUGUGUGUAUCUGUGUACUCAGUGCUGUACAUGCACAGACAGACAUGCAUGCACCUUACCUUUAUGUAUUUAUGAUUUAAGAAGACUACUGUGGACUUGGCAGAAAUGAUAAAUAGGCAUGGGAAAGAAACUGGUUUUGAACAUUAUCCUAGACUGUAAUGUUCUGACAUGUCAAGUUCUGAAAAAUGGAAAAAGCUUAAGAUUGUUGUCUGGAAUAAAGUUUUACAUUGACA